Molecule: messenger RNA, 642 nt
Organism: Oldenlandia corymbosa var. corymbosa
Lineage: Eukaryota; Viridiplantae; Streptophyta; Magnoliopsida; Gentianales; Rubiaceae
Source: the annotation of a GenBank genome assembly
AUGCAAAAAGCUGGAAACAAGAAGAUAGAAGACUUAGGGAAGCUACUCCAUAAAAAUAUCUCGCAAAAUCAGAAGAAUGUAUGGAAAGCGAAGGUUCCAUCAGAAGGUCAGGAAUUAACUGCUAUUCCGUCAUCAUCAGGGUUAACAUUGAAAGAAAAAGAGAAAAUUCCUACGGCCCUAAAUGAUCAAAGUCCAGAUCAAAAUGGUCAGAGGGAAACACCAGAAGAUUGUACUGAGAGCUUGGACGAAAUACCAGAGAAGGAAGGCACUCUCAAUGCUACUUUGAUAUUUCUUAAGCCGGCUUUAAAUGAGAAUUUAGACGACGUUGCCCUAGAAUCUGGAAGUGAUAAUGAUGUUUCUACAAAGGAGGGUGAUGGAAAUUUGUUGGAAGUCCAAGAUGGAAAUGAAUUUGAUAAUCCACUUGAGGCAAAUAUUCGUUCUUACUCUCAAGACGAUAUGAUUGUUAAUCCAACCAAAAGUGUGCAGCUUCUGAGAGGAGCCAAUUCGGAUGGAGAGCAUGAACAAAAGAAGAAAGGACGACCGAGAGGUUCAACAAAAACAACAAAUCCUCCAGCCUCAGAAAUUCGUCGAUCGACGAGACUCCAAGGUGACACCAAUCCAAAAAAAAAUUUAAAUGAAUAA